Molecule: messenger RNA, 1716 nt
Organism: Mesorhabditis spiculigera
Lineage: Eukaryota; Metazoa; Nematoda; Chromadorea; Rhabditida; Rhabditidae
Source: the annotation of a GenBank genome assembly
AUGUGCGAGACGACGGCUUUUGUGCAGAUUAUGGAGAAUAUACUGGCUUCGGCGAAAAAGCCGAACCCUAGGGACUUCUUCGUGAACCUGGCCAACUCGAUCUACAGCCCGGAAAGAAGCUCGAUUCCACAGCCAAGCGUCGAUCCGCGCGAGGAAUGGGCCGCUCGACUUGUAGAUGCAAGUGAGAACGAUGACAUCGAGAUGGUCAUCGGCGUCAUCGUGCGCUACAGCUUCCGCGACAUUCACAACUUAUUGUCCCUCGAGCCGUGCCUUUCCGAUCUUACUGGGCGCGGGACAAAGCUGCAGAAGAUGGCGCAGCACUGUUUAUUGUCAUAUUCGGCAUACGAUCCGCUGGAUGCCGCAGAGUCGCUGCUUCGCCUUUUCUUCAAGCCCGAAGAAGCCGCCCGGCUUCGCAUCGACCCAACUGCCGCCGAAUUGCCAUCCGCUCAAUUGUCGUGCCUCCCGUUCGUUGAGGGCAAGGCUUGUCCUGUGACCUCCGAACAGCUGCCGCCCCGCGAAGCGGUUGAUUUGAAUCACCUCUCCGGCUACUUGAGCGAAGACGCGUCGACCUCGAUUUACGGCGACACCAGCUUGCCUACAGUAAAGGCGGCCGUAGACUUGACGGCGAACACUCUCAUCUUUGCCCAAUCGACCGUACUUUCAAAGAAAUUCAACGCGCAUAAAGUGGAUUGGAUCCACGAAAUUGCGCGGGGCACCGAUUUGGUGUUUGGACGAGAAGGGAUGAAGCUUUUGAAAAUAUCGAGGCCCGGGGAGCGUGAUGAGCUUCGGAUCUGCGCCAUCCAAAAAGGGAGGCGGGCUAUCUUUUCGAGCAAGAUUUGGAAGGGCGAGGAGAAACCGGCGAAGCCGGAUGUGGUUAUCGAGUUCGGCAAGGAGAAUAUGGACAUUACCACUCGGUCCGACGCCGCUGAUGAGCCGACGCUAAUUUUGGGCAUCGAUAUGUUUGUGCCAACCGAGAAGGGCGCCGUCGUGUCGGUGGAAAUUGGGCCUCGCGUGGGCACGCUCUCCGGCUACUUGAGCGAAGACGCGUCGACCUCGAUUUACGGCGACACCAGCUUGCCUACAGUAAAGGCGGCCGUAGACUUGACGGCGAACACGCUCAUCUUUGCCCAAUCGACCGUACUUUCAAAGAAAUUCAACGCGCAUAAAGUGGAUUGGAUCCACGAAAUUGCGCGGGGCACCGAUUUGGUGUUUGGACGAGAAGGGAUGAAGCUUUUGAAAAUAUCGAGGCCCGGGGAGCGUGAUGAGCUUCGGAUCUGCGCCAUCCAAAAAGGGAGGCGGGCUAUCUUUUCGAGCAAGAUUUGGAAGGGCGAGGAGAAACCGUCGAAGCCGGAUGUGGUUAUCGAGUUCGGCAAGGAGAAUAUGGACAUUACCACUCGGUCCGACGCCGCUGAUGAGCCGACGCUAAUUUUGGGCAUCGAUAUGUUUGUGCCAACCGAGAAGGGCGCCGUCGUGUCGGUGGAAAUUGGGCCUCGCGUGGGCACGGUCAGCGAGCGGCGGCUGUGUCAUUUGGAUUUCGACGCCGGGCGGUUGACGACUUAUUCGUCCCAACGCCUCGAUGAAAGCACCGAAACGCUGGCUGCCUGCACGAAGGGAUGCGGGAACUGCCUGCUCAUCGCCGACCAGGGCCACCGCUUCUGCGUCACCGAAUUGCCGACGAAAAUUCCGGAAGUAGCGGAGCCCGUUGAUGAACCCAUG